Molecule: messenger RNA, 10053 nt
Organism: Dicentrarchus labrax (European seabass)
Lineage: Eukaryota; Metazoa; Chordata; Actinopteri; Moronidae
Gene: fndc3ba
Product: fibronectin type III domain containing 3Ba
Exons: 28
Coding region: 1976-5611 (1211 amino acids)
Molecular function (GO): protein binding
Source: RefSeq, a predicted model, not a curated record
GCGCCGCGCCAGCAGACAGUCAAGACCGGACCCUGGGAAUAAAAAAACGCGCAGCCCCGUCUGUUUGAAGAUUAUUUUAUUGCAGCGAGAGAGGUGGAAAUGAUUGGCUGCCUGCUGGAAAAGGUGUGUUUAGGCUGUUUAGGUGAGAGCAAAGGAAUUCUCUCUCUGCGGUGCAUGAAUGGGCAAUUUAUUUUGCUUCCACAAGUCAGAGGCAUCAAAGAGUCUAAGCAUCAAACGACUGAGGGUAUAGUCACUAAGCAAAGGUAUGGCCAGUAGGAAGUAGGGGAAAGACAGAGGCCUAAUGUGUUCAAUUUGCAGAAAGUCCCUGUAGUGUAAGUGUUUCUAGUUCCCCUCCCCCCUUUGAAAUCUUUCAAAAUGUCACAUUUCUAAAUCUGGACCUAACUCAGUUUUUCUUCUGCUCUUUAGCCCCCAGGAUGUCUCUUUUGGUUUCUUAGGUCUCAGUCUGAGUUGUUUAUCGAGCCCUGCAGCUCACGUUGAUGUGUGUGUUGCAUGCGAAACAAACACUAAAGGUGCUGCAGGAUCGCGCAGUAGAUCAGGGCGCCGCAAAGUCAUGGAAAUGAAGGAUCUCUAGUGAAGGCGUUGUGUAGGUCUGAGCACCCAGGUAGCCUGCAGUUCAAGGUGCUGAGCUGAUCUCCAAGGAUAAGUGGAAUGGAUGUUUUCAAAGCAAAAACUUGGUGUUUUCAUGGGUUAAGCGCUACACCCAUAUCCCUCUUAACACAAGAUGAAUGAGGUUUAUAUCACCAUACACUGUUCUCUGAAAGUUAAGCCUCUUUGGCUUCAACAUUUAUACACAAUAAGAAUGUAAACAAAGCUCACAGGCCGGCAUUUGAAAAGUUAUGAAACCCUCUUAUGUUUUCUUGUAUUUGUAGCAAAUUCAAUAGAGGUUUGGAUGGGAACUCUGAUUUUAGCAUUUGUAAUGACAGUCUUUUUGUUUUUUUUGUACUUUUAUAUUUGUGUGUAGUUGGCUGUGUGGGGCGCCAAGAAUGUGGUGCUAGAGGAUGUACAACAGCAUAAUGUAAGCAGAGAUUUUCACUCAGACUGAUGCAACUGCAAGCAAGUGAAUUUCUUUCCUCAAGUUGAUGUCUGUCACUUGAAAAAUACCUCCUCUUUCUCUCCAAUGCACUGCAAUUACAUAACAGAACAGCAAGAACAGUGUUUAAACUGGAGUCAGGUUGAAGGAGGGUAGCCAUUGUUGCUUUGGCCUUUCUCUGUCGUUCACAUGAAUAGUCAAAGGGUUGAAUAACGCUUUAUAUAAGUUAAUGACCUGUGUUCUGUAACCAUUACAUUUUUUUCGCACAGCUGCAACCCACUUAGUUGUUUCAGUCUGUGUGAUUUCUCUCAUUAGGAAGUACCUGUAUUGUGCUUUCUUUUGACAGGCAUGUUUUCUUGACAAGACUUUUUCCUCCUCUUGCAGGUGAAAAUAAAACACAGAGAUUGACAUACAGUGACCCUGGUUUGAUGGACUGAUAUUAUUUUAGUGGAAUGUGGAAGAUGUUUAGCUUCUAAUAGUUUUGAGACAGGUUAUUCUAAGAGCAAUGAGGAAGUUAUUCCCGUGUUUCAUGAGGACUCGUGAUGCCAAGCGCAUCCGUCCCCAUCUAACCUCAGGCCUAAUCUGGAUUCUCCGCUUUCUGCCCACAUAGACUUGCGGUUUGCUGUUGGCCCAAUAAAACCUUCAGGUACGCCUGGUUGAAAUGGGGUCAGGGAAGGGGCAGGAUGAUGCUAGCCAUUGUGUGUUUGCGUGUGUGCAUGUGUGACUGACUGGUAACCUAGAACAUGUUAUCCAAGGGGUAGUGUUACUGAGCAGUGCUUGUGUAUCAGGAACAGAAGCUGGAGCGGCUAUACAGUUACACGGACAAAACAAUGCAGCUCUGGAAAAAGUGUGUGAGCAUGUGAAAUAGAGGCGAAGAAUAAGAAGAGAGCUUCAGGUAGGGCAGUUCAGUGAAUUUCUCCAUGAAUGUACGUCACAAUGAUGAUGACAGACCAGAUUCCACUGGACUUGGCUCCGCCCCCCCUCCUGAACGGGGAGGUCCCUCUCAUGUCUCACAUGGUUAACGGUGAUGCAGCGCAGCAGGUGAUCCUGGUGCAGGUGAACCCGGGGGAGACGUUUACCAUCCGGGCAGAGGACGGCUCACUGCAAUGCAUCCAGGGUCCUGCUGAGGUUCCCAUGAUGUCCCCAAAUGGGUCAAUCCCCCCCAUCCAUGUACCCCCAGGAUACAUCUCACAGGUGCUGGAGGAUACCACAGGGGUCCGUCGGGUGGUUGUGACCCCCCAGUCUCCAGAGUGCUACCCUCCCUCCUACUCUCCAGCCCUCUCCCCUACGCACCACCUGCCCCCCUACUUGACUCACCCUCACUUUAUCCCAAACUCUCACUCUUUCUACCCCCCUGUAAGCCCCGGGGAGCUGCCCCCCCAUCAGUACUACCAGCACCACCUUCCCCCCAUGUACGGCGAUCCAGAAAUCAUCCCAGUUUAUGGGAUGUCUAACUUCAUAGGCAGAGAGGAGACAUACAGUAAGCCACAGCCCAAAAAGAUAAAGGAGAGACAACUAGAGCGACAGAACCGACUUAACUCCCCUCCCUCCACUCUCUAUAAGGGCAGCCUGGGGCCAGCACACAACGGAUACAGCAACAAAUCACACGCCCCAUCGCUUGGGUCAGUGGGUUCGGGGGGCGGAGUCAGCAGUCCAGGUGGGAAGAAGCCAGAGAGACGCCUCCGCAGCAGUCCACGAAACAGUGAACCAGAGACACACACACAAGAUCAUGAUUCAGAGGGGAAGCGUAUUCAAGACAUGCUGUCUACAAUCGACAAACCACAGGUGUCCAAUGUGCAGGCGCGGGCUGCACGACUGUCCUGGGCCCCCCCGGCAGGGCUGGUGAACAGGCAUGGUAACGGGAUGCCUGUGUCCUGCUCCUUCGAGGUCUCUCUCUCAGAUAAGGGACGAGACGGAAAGUAUCGCCUUAUUUACAGUGGCGAAGAACUGGAGUACCAUCUGAAAGACCUAAGGCCAGCGACAGACUACCACGUACGGGUGUCUGCGAUGUACAACUCAGUGCGAGGCUCGUGUUCAGAGGCCGGCUCUUUCACCACACACUGCAGCAUCCCCGACGUCCCGUUAUCCCCGAAACUCUCCCACCGCACCAAGAGCACCCUCACCCUACAGUGGAAGCCCCCAGGCGACAACGGAUCCAAAAUCACAAACUACCUGCUCGAGUGGGAUGAGGGAAAGAAGAACAGUGUUUUCAGAGAAUGUUACUUUGGGAGCCAGAGACACUGUAAGCUGACACGACUGUACCCCGCCUGUGGCUACACGUUCAGAGUGGCUGCACACAACGACAUUGGCAGAAGUGGCUUCAGCACAGAGGUGGUGUUUUACACCAUGGGCACCCUGCCUGCUCUGCCUCUGGCACCACGGCUGGUCAGGGCGGGGGUGUCCUGGGUGACUCUGGAGUGGGGGCGUCCUGAGGGCAGUCCGAGUGAGGAGCAGCUCAAAUACACACUUGAGAUCCAGGAGGACAACAGCGGAACAGACUUUCAUCCAAAGUACACUGGAGAAAACUUGACCUGUACUGUACAAGGCCUGAAGAGGAGUACACAGUAUAAAUUCAGGCUCAUAGCAUCGAACAUGGAGGGAAAGAGCAGUCCCAGUGAAGUGUUGGUGUGCACCACCAAUCCAGACAAACCCGGCCCUCCAUCUACACCCUGUGUCACUGCAGCGACGCCCUACGGAUUUACCGUCACAUGGGAUCCUCCCCAGGACAAUGGGGGCUCAGAGGCUCUUACGUACCUGCUAGAGAUCUCAGAGGGGUGCUCUGAAGCGAGCCAGUGGGAUGUAGCGUACAGUGGUCCAGCAACAGAAUGUGUGUGUGAGCACCUGACACCUGGGACCUUCUACCGCCUACGUGUGUGUAGCAUCACCACCGGAGGACACAGCCCUUGCACUGUCGGUGUUCCGGUCCGUACAUUAAGUGUCCCGCCAGGGCCCUGCCAGCCGCCGAGGAUUGUGGGUAAAGCCAAACACAAGGAAGUGCAGUUAGAAUGGGACGCUCCUGUAUCUGAGGGAGUAUGUGAGGAGUGUGUGUUUAGCCUGGAGAUGAGUGAGGGGGACACCAAGCCAGCAGAGGUUUACCAUGGGUCAGAGCUGCAAUGCACCGUUGGUAGUCUGCUACCUGGUGCCACAUACAGCUUCCGACUGCGGGCUGCCAAUGAGGCUGGGUUCGGAGCGUACUCUGAGCCAACAGAGGUGACGACUGCGGCAGGUCCUCCUGGCCAGUGCGGGGCGCCACUCAUCAAUCUCACCAACAACACUUGCGUAACGCUCAACUGGGAGAGUCCUGAGGGUUCGGGUACAGACAUCUCUGAGUAUCGUUUGGAGUGGGCGAGGGAAGACGAACCCAUGGAGCUGAUCUACUGUGGAUCUGCCACACAGUGUGAACUGUCAGACCUGACACCUGCCACAGAUUACUGCUGCAGGCUACAGGCGGUGAAUCAGGCAGGUGCUGGUCCUUACAGCGAGCAGGUGAGUUUCCGGACCCCGGCGACAAAUCCUGACCCGGUCUCCUCCCUCACCCUCCUGGAUCUCCCGACCUCCUCGGAGUCAGGUCACUCCCCGUCUACCUGCCUCCUCCUGAAGUGGGACGAGCCGAACAGCAACGGGGCGGACAUCAGCUCCUACGUCAUCACCCUGGACGACCAAACCAUCACUGUGGAAUCAGGGACAAGUCACCUUGUCACAGACCUGCAGCCAGACAGCGAAUACAGUGUACAGAUCCAGGCAGUGAAUGACAUUGGCUCCAGUCCCCUGAGUCCACCCCUGCUGGCAAGGACACGCCCCCUCCCUCCAGCCCCACCCCCUCUCGAAUGCUCAGCGGCUGGCCCUCAGAGCCUGAAGCUGAAGUGGGGCGAAAAUGCCAGCAACACACACACUCGGGCCCUGCUUGCUGAUGACAUGGUCUACACACUACAGAUGGAGGACAAGAACCACAGGUUUGUGACGAUUUACCGUGGUCCCAGCCACACAUACAAGGUCCAGCGAUUGACCGAGUCCAGCAGCUACAGCUUCAGAAUACAGGCCAUCAGUGAUGCUGGGGAGGGUCCUUUCUCUGACACACACACCUUCUGCACCACCAAGUCUGUACCCCCUGCCCUCAAAGCUCCCAGAGUGCAACAGCUGGAGGGAAACAUGUGUGAGAUCACAUGGGAGACUAUCCCACCAAUGAGAGGAGAUCCGGUGAGCUACGUGCUCCAGGUGCUGGUGGGACGUGAGUCAGAAUACAAACAGGUUUUUAAGGGAGAGGAGGGCAUGUUCCAAAUCUCUGGACUCCAGGGCAACACGGACUAUCGUUUCCGCGUGGGCGCCUGUCGCCGUUGCCAGGAUACGUGCCAGGAACUGUGCGGACCAAUGAGCCCCUCCUCCUUUUUCACGCUGCGUCGCCAGGAGAUGGCAUCAUCGGGAGAGAUGUGCGCUGUGGAAACGGGCAAAGGGGCAGGCCUGAUCUCAAGCGACGAGCGCUUCGCUGCGCUCAUCGUGUGCGUGUUCGCAGGCUUCUCCAUCCUCAUCGCCUGCUUGCUACAGUACUUCUUCAUGAAGUGAGGGAAUUUUAACUAUAGGAUAGAAAGAGAAAGCAAAAUCACAGAGUCUAUGAAAGAACUGAAUGAAAUCAAAACAAACACUUGAGAUAUACUUCUAAGGCUAUGUAUGUUUUUUUUUUUUUUUUUUGUCAAAGUAUCAAGUCUGGCUGUGUUCACUUUGUUCCUGUUGUCUUCUGCCUUCACUCAGUUUGGUCUCAUUUCUCUCUAUGUGUCUGCUGUCUUUGUAUCAUUGUCUGUCUCAUUUGUUAAGGAUUUCUGUCGAGGGAAGCCUUGUCUUAGCUGUACCUCCGUUGGGAAAGAAAACUGAUAAUCAAGCCUUAAAAUAGCUGUGAGCAAAGCAGUUGCUCCUCAGACUGACUUGCAUGUUUUUAUUUUGUAUCUUUUUUAAACAUAUUCGAUUAGAGAACGUGUAUAUUUCUUGACAGUCAUGGCCUUUUUUUUUUUUCCUAUGUGUAAUUUCCAUUUUUUUUUUUUUUUUUGCUGCAGUCUUUAUUAAUUUCAGCCAUAUUCCAAUGUAGGCCUUUAAAGCUUUAGCCGUUCAUACCUUAUUAUUCAAUUUGUUACCGCUCUACAGGCUGUCGGUCAAUUCAUGCAAUCUGCACCUGCUCUCACACACAAACUGAUAAAGACACAGUGCACAUUUACGUUCACAUACAUGCACACAUGUACAAUUACACUCAUGCAAUGACAGUGAGAAACACAUUUCCUCCAAUCACAUAUCUGCUCAGCUUUUAAUAUUCAAUCAUUCACUCAUUCAGCUACCAAAGUGAUGCAAUUCAUGUGUGGUGUAAGAUGCUGCUAUCCUGUGAUUUUAUUAUAUCUCAGAAAGAACGGAAAACCAGUAAUCUAAUAUAUAUAUAUAUAUAUAUACACACAAUAUAUAUAUAUAUAUAUAUAUAUAUAUAUAUAUAUAUAUAUAUAUAUAUAUAUAAUAACAAAUAUAUAUGAUGCUAUAGAAGUGAUGUAAUAUAAGUGAUGGCAAUGUAAGGUCUGAACUACAGUGUGAAAGGGGAGGAGUCGACUCUAGGUGCUCACAAACAGCAGCUCUGAGAUCAGUUCGUGUGAACGGUUGAAGGAGCCCUUAAACACUGGUCUUGGACCAGAAUAUGAACCCUUGUUGGUAUUCGAAUGUUGGGCAUAAACUGGCUUUAGCGUUUAGGAAACCAGACUGGGAUUGUGAUUGGCUGCAGCUUACCAGGAAAGGGCUGGGCUGAGCAUUUGAUUGGCCCUCAGUCAGUCCUUCUAUAUUCUACCAUCUCACGUACCAUUGCUCCAGCCUGUUUAUGUGUAGCUUUAGUAGCGAUAUGCCCGUAGCGUCACAGACCCAGAGGUGCUAACAGCCUGCCAGCUAGCCGCCCUUCUCAGAGCUGUGUGUGUUAACCAGGAAAGCCAUUAGGAGUUAGCUUGAGCUUUAACCCCACCCCCUGACAUUUAGCAAGCCACCAGCCAGAGCAGUGCUGAAGCUGUAGUUUCUCCUUCCACCCAGUCUGUGAAUCGAUACGUUUGAAGACUCUUCUCCUCUUUUCUCCUCUCAUCGCCAUAAUUUUCUGUAAUUACCUUUUGCUCUGGCUGCUCCUCUCUCGCUUUCGAUCCAUCCCAUCUUUCUGCCCAUGCACUACUCUCUCUCCCUUCUUCUCUCUCUCUCUCUCUCUCUCUCUCUCUCUCUCUCUCUCUCUCUCUCUCUCUAUUAAAAGGUGCUUUAUUGACAUGUAAUCAGAGCAGACGAACAUGUUCUCUGGGGACUUGAACUAAUGUUCGCUAACCAAACAAGCCUUUGACAGAACACAACUCAACAGAACAGGGCAUUCUGACACAUAACAUGUAACACCCCCUCCGCCCCCGACCUCACGCCUGACUCCUGGAACCCCCUUUAUCCCAACCCGGAAAACAAAGCCAAGGUACAGCCCAAUACAUACCCUGAUGAUCCAAAGAAGUCACCCUGACCUGCAUAAUUAAUGUGUGACACGUCUACUUUUGUCAGGUGGGGUGCAGGGGGAAGAAGGACUGGGUGGGAAAGGGGGUUAAACAAGAGGGGUGGGGCAAUAGUUUAGCCCUGCUGCUCAGCUCUGAUUGGCAGCCUGUAACGUACCUCAGGGAUAAGGCCUUACAGAGGGGAGAUCUAAUGUCAUCCCCAUCGCUGUCAUCACCGUCAUUAUAAUAGCCUCUCUUCCUCUGUUUCUCUCUGUCUUCCUCCCCCUCUUUUAUCAUUUUCUUUCAUUUUUUUGAUGCUGUAUCUUGUCCUCUGUCUAUGCUGUGCCUUGCUCCUGUAUGUCAGUAAGCAAAGUGGUUUACUAGCUCAAAAUACCUUUGCCAAAGUUGAUGGGAAAGUUAAGGUAGAGUUCUUUUCUAGGUUUUAUUUAUACUAUAUAUUUGCAUACAGUACUUUACAUGCCAAUUACAGUGCAAUCUUCAUUUAUUUAUUGUUUAAAGAUUAAGAGACAAGUGUAGUUAUAUACUAAUUUUUUCCCUUGUAGCAUGUUUUUUUUUUUUUUUUUUUUUUUUUUUUUUUUUUAAUGGAUGUAUGUUAGAUUGUAUGAUUAAGGCCAGCAUUCCUUAUCUCAGUAACCCUUUAAGUAUUUCUCUUACAGCUGUUGGGAACCUGUAGCUCAUCAGUCCAUGCAUUGCAGUUAUCAUUGCCGUUUCAAACAUGUAACCAAAUGCCUAUGUGUUUCUUUUUUUGUUUUCAUCUCCUGAAUCGGCCAUGCACAGCCGAGCAGUUCUUGUUAUGCUUAGAGAGACAUGUAGCAAAGCCAGGCCUUAGGGUCAAGUCAUCUGUAUUGGGAUAAACGUUGCUGCCUUUGGCUUUUUUUUUUUUCCUGAUUAGUGUUAUAAUGAAGCUUCUGAUAUCUUUUUACUGUUUUAUUGCCAAAGUGCAGGCUUCUCGUGUCCACUAGAUGUUGCGUUUGCAGUCGUCUAAAAGGUUAUGUGAUGAUGUUCUGUAACGACACAGCAUUACGAUUAUUAUUAUUGUUAUUAUUAUUCUCUCAAAAGGAAAAAAAAACAUUAACUUGAUCUGUGAUUAUGCUUCUUUUCAUAUUAUCUUUUUAUUAUUUUGUUUUGUAAAGCAAAAUGUGCCAUUUUGAAAUGUGUAGCCCCUUUUGGAGGAGAGUAACACAACCUGAUCUCACACAGAAAGGUUAAAAAAAAAAGGCAAAAACAAUCAUACGAUGAUUUCAGGCAGAUGAUGACAAUAAUAAUAUUGACGAUUCCUUGUUCAGGUUAGUGCUGGUAUAGCAGUAGUGAGUAUUUUGUAUCCAGUAUUUUGCUAAGAGAUGAUAUACAGAGAUAUCUAUAGAGCUAUAGAAUGAGAUGGUAAUACAUUAUGACUAACAGAGUUGAAGCACUUUUUUUAUGCCGAGCAUUAGUCUUGAUGAGGUUAAUAUGAGUGAGAGGAGACACGAGGUCCUUCGCUCUUUUCCAAACACUACUGCCAACGUCGUCUGUUACAUUCAUUGGCAUUAUUCUGUCGUUGGCGUCACUGUGACAUUGGCAUUACUGGAGCAUGGUGCUGUGCUUCUCAAAUGGCACCUUGCUCCCUGCAGAAUGCAAACUACAGCAACAAAAGAAGUACAGUUCAUUGGGAGCACGGUGCCUCUCUCAGACGUGCUCAUGGCGUCUACCUAGCCUGUUGCAUUGUAGUCAACAGGUGAUGUGUCGGGUGUGCUGUCCUUAAACCCCUGAUGUUAUAUUGCCCACCCACAGCCCCCUGAUUGCCCUUUUUUCAAGCCUUAAUGCCCCCAGUAAGAGAGCAGAGGUUCACCUUGUGUUUGGCCGAGCUCAGGCCAGUCAUGUUAGUGUUGUACAGUCCGAGGUUAACACAGUGUUAACUUAAAGGCUGUGCAUUUGUGGGCAGGGUACUCCCUUUAUGUGCUUUGUUGUUUUUGUUUUGUUAUUUUCAAAAUGCUGGUGAUUUUAUAGACACCCCGCCCUUCCCACCCACUCACCCAUCCUGCAGGUCCUGCACAUUUGGCGGGCAUGUCAAGAAUGAGAGACAAUUUGUUUGCCCAGCAACCCCACGUCUGUGCCUUCUGAUCAGUUUAUUUUCUUCUUUUCAUUUUUUUUUUUUUUUUGUUAUGUUUUGUAUGUUUUACAGUAAGUAGAGAUUUUGACUGAGAAUUUGGCGAUUUGACAAACAUACAGAGACUCACAGGUAUUUAACUAUUUUUUAGACAAAAAAGAAACAUAUUUUUACCUCACGAUUUAAAAACAAACAUUCCAAUGUUGUCAUGGUCUACGAAUUGAGAAAAAGAAAAGAAAUUCAUGCAUUUCUUCUUGUAUUGUAAAUGUUAGACAAUUUCAUAUGCAUUAUAUAAAAGAAACUGCCAUAUCAAUUUUAAUGUAUAGAUUUUUGCAAAUACUACCCUAUGUAUGUAAGACGUAACUGUAUCGGUAGCGUAUAUAUAAUAUAUUUAUGCCCAAUAAAUGUUUUGAUUUUUUUUCUGA